AUGACCAUGAGCUCCGUGGCCGAGAGCUUGCUGGGGUCCGACCCCUCCAAAGCCGCCUUCCUGGAGCUCGGCCCCCCCCAGCACUACCCGCUACACGGCCUCCCCCCCGCCGGGCACCCCCAGCACGACCCGCCGCCCUUCGCCUCCUACGGCCGACCCGGGCAUUAUCCGUACCCCGGGGGGGCCCCCCCGCCGCCCCACGGGGGUCCCUACCUGCCCUACCCGCCCCCCGGCGCCCCGCACCCCCCGGCCCCCGGCGCCAGGCUACAGGACACAGAGCACGAGAAGCCCCUGGCCGUGCCCAACGGGGAGCUGCGCAUCAGCGGGAAGGGGAAGAAGCUGCGGAAGCCGCGGACCAUCUACUCCAGCCUCCAGCUCCAGGCGCUCAACCAGCGCUUCCAGCAGACCCAGUACCUGGCGCUGCCGGAGCGCGCCGAGCUGGCGGCGCAGCUGGGGCUCACCCAGACCCAGGUGAAGAUCUGGUUCCAGAACAAACGCUCCAAGUACAAGAAGAUCAUGAAGCAGGGCUCGAGUGCCCCCGACGGGGAGCACCUCCACGCUACCCCCUCCCUCUCCCCCUGCUCCCCCAACAUCCCCCCGCUCUGGGACAUCCCCGUGCCGGGAAAAGGGCCCCCCCUGGCCCCCAGCAGCUACAUCAACAGCUUUGGAGCCUGGUACCAGCCACACCCGCAGGACACCAUCCCCCGGACCCCCAUGAUGUGACGGUGCCACCGCUCCAGCACCGCCGGAUGCAGGAGGGACAGUGAGGGGAUGCUCUGCUGCCACCCCCUGAAGGACUGGGAAGCCCAGCGAAGCCCUGGGAGAUCCCAGCGAGUGGAGAAGGAGGAAGAGGAGGAGGAAGGUGACCACAGUUUGCAGGAACCUGGACCACCUGCUCUGUCACGGUCCGAAGUGACACAGAGCCCUGGUGUGCCCACCCCUGUGGGACAGGACUCAGCCUCCAGCAGCAGCCCUGGGUCCCCCCAUUCAUGGACAGGGGGCAGGGGGACCCCAAGAGGGGCUGGGGAGUCCCUGGACCCCCCCGGCUGGCUUUAUUUAUAACUAGUGUCCGUUAUUGUGAGUGCCCCCCUUUAUAAACAGACUGAACUCUGGCUGGUUCUGCUCCUCCACCCGCCGCUGCUUUGGGGUGUCCCUGCCUUGGGGGAGAUGCUUCCAUCCUGCUCCUCGGGGGACCCCACAUCCAGAGCUCCUGGGAGAACAGCCCAGAGGGGCUGGGGGUGCUGGAACAGGGGGCUGGGGUUGUGUCCCCCCACCCCACCCAUCUGUGC
Molecule: messenger RNA, 1289 nt
Organism: Pseudopipra pipra
Lineage: Eukaryota; Metazoa; Chordata; Aves; Passeriformes; Pipridae
Gene: DLX4
Product: distal-less homeobox 4
Exons: 3
Coding region: 1-723 (240 amino acids)
Biological process (GO): negative regulation of transcription by RNA polymerase II; cell differentiation; embryo development
Molecular function (GO): DNA-binding transcription factor activity, RNA polymerase II-specific; RNA polymerase II cis-regulatory region sequence-specific DNA binding
Source: RefSeq, a predicted model, not a curated record